Durusdinium trenchii is the source of this 3933-nucleotide messenger RNA. Lineage: Eukaryota; Dinophyceae; Suessiales; Symbiodiniaceae. The record is from the annotation of a GenBank genome assembly.
AGCUGGGAGAAUUAGUUUGAUGGAAAGAUCAUGGGUGGUUUACCGGAGGAGGAGCUUCUAAGGCUAGGGCGUGCUCGAGCCUCAAUUGACCUGACAUCCCGAAGAGUUCAGAGCAGUGGCCUUUGUGAUGUUUGUGAGGUUAGCAUUGGAUUGAUUGGAGCAUUUGUUUGGUGUUACAUCUACAUUUGUUGGUUGCAUAAUGUUGCAUAGUUGUAUGCAUCAUAGCUCUGCAACUCAUUGAUGCUGCCUCCAUUUUCAGUACCCUUUGCUAGCCGGCCAUCCAUGGACUUUUGGUUCGCCAAGCUCCCACUCUUGCAGGGUCAAUGUUUGUCACGUUAGAUCUUUGAGGCACGCACCCUCUCUUGAUGGACGUAGCGUCAAGAGUGUUCAACCCCUGCUGCCAACUGCAACGAAGUCACGCCUCAAAACCCAAACAGAAGCUUGGAGCAAGAGCUGCGCGUCCGUCAAGGACCUCUGAAGUCCCAGUCAUCUCCAGUCAUCUCCAGUCCCAGGAGCCCCGCCUAGUGACUUUCACCAUCAGCUCGCUGGCGAAGGAACUGGAAGUCUCCAGGAUCUUCCAGUUGCUGGAAGAUUUGAGGCAUGUUCGAGGUGAGGUGAACCGAUUCCACCUCAAUGCUGCCAUGAUGGCAGCUUCCUCCUCAGCUCAGUGGAGACAAGCUUUGGGGACAUUGCGGGCACUGCAUCAAUUCAGGGAGACGCCCGACGAGCGGAGCUAUAGCGCUGCCAUGGCUGCCUGUUCGGCAGAAAGGUGGCCAGGCGCGUUGGCUGCCUGGAGCUCAAGUCGAGACGACUUGUCGGACCAGGAUGUGGUCUUGCUGGGUGUGGCAAUGACGUCCUGUGGGGCGAAUCGCUGGGUACACUGUUUGCAGAUGCUGGAGAAUUUGAGCGACUGCCAGGUGCAGCUGAACGUGGUGGUUUUUAGCACUUUGAUCUCCUUUCUAAGAAGCUGGACUGCGGCGUCUUUGAGUUUGAGCCGGAUGAGACAAUUGUGGAUUGAACCCAAUGUCGUGACGUAUACUGCAGCCAUGGCUUGUGGACAGUGGCAACUUCCAUUGAAGAUCUGCAAGAUGAACACAGUGACCUCCAAUGCCAAGCUCAAUUGCCUUGUGUCGACUUCAGGACAUUGGGAUCAAGCUGUUGAGACACUACUGCAAAUGAGGCUGGCGCGGAUGGGAGUGACUUGUGUGAGCUUCAACUCCGUCAUGAAUGCACAGGUCUUUUGGCCAGAUGCCUUGGGCUUCGUGCAGGCAAUGCGAAACCUCUCCUUACGCCAGAAUUCAUUCAGUGCCUGUUCAGCCAUCAACUCCUUUGCAAAAAAGCAGUUGCAGCAGGACCAGUGGCAGCUGGCGCUGGUGCAGUUGAGUGCCUUUGAGCUGGAUUUGACGGAGCUGGAUGUUUUCGGCUACAAUGCUGCCAUCAGUGCUUGCGAGAAGGGCCACCGCUGGUUGGCCUCCCACAGCCUCCUGACUCAUUUGCAGCGUUGCAGGUUGCCACCAGAUGAUGUGAGUUCUGGCUCAUUCUUGGCCUCUUUGUCUCCUGACGCUUGGCUUCAGGCCCUGACAUUGCUCAGGUCGGGCUUUGCGACGGCAGCUCCACAGAUUGCAGCUAUAACGACAUUGGCACAGGGGAGGCAAUGGCAGUUUUGCCUGGCUUCGUUGCCGGUGACCAGCGUUGCUCAAGGCUCUGCAGUGGCCGUUCUGGUUGGUGGAGUGUCCAGGCGGGAAGCCAGGGCGGUGGAAGACGCGCGCCGGCGCCAAGAAGAGGUCAAAAGGCUUCGAAGUGAGGCGUCAAUAUGGCGGUUGCUCCAACUUGCCUUCCUGAUGCUGCCCUUAGCAAUUUAUUGGCCGGUCUGGUUUAUGGACCCCAUUACUUUUUGGAAUUGGGUCUCUGCGCGGAUCGAUAGCUGCGGGCCUUGCUUCAUCAAGCUGGCCCAAUGGGCAGCCACCCGCAGGGACCUGUUUCCGGAUGCCGUUUGUGCUGCCUUAGGCCGCAUGCACGAGUCGGUGAGCGCCCCCUGGUCCAAGACCAUCGAGCCUGCCGAGGUGUGUAGUUCCUUACGGAAUGCCGAGAUGGAUGUGGAGUCCUUGGACUCGAGGCCAUAUGCGAGCGGGAGCAUGGCAGAGGUCUACUUCGGCACGUUGAAAGAUGGUACAGAGGUGGCGGUGAAGUGCAUGAGGCCAGGGGUCAAGCACUUGCUCGAAGCUGAUUUGGCCUGGCUCCUGCGCCUCAGUAGCUGGGCCGACUCGCUGGAGCCCUUGCGCUUGCUUCAUUUAGGAAAGGCAGCGGAGGAGUUCUGUGAGCAAGUGCAGAUGCAGACGGAUUUCCGAACAGAGGCCUCGCAUUUGCAGCAAUUUCAAUGCAACUUCAAAGGGCUUACGUCCAUUCGUUUCCCAUCUCCACUCUACGCAUCGCAAGAGAUCCUGGUCCUCUCGCGUGAGAUGGGGCAGGAGCUCUCGCGGGUCUUUCGAGACGCAGUGGCGUUCGGCCAGACCAGCGACGAGAAGACCACCCUUGCGCAGCAUUCGGUGAUCGUCCAGCGGCUUUUGGGGAUCCCACAGGAAAUGAGCUCCAGAAUUGCCACUGACAGCCUUGCUGCGUACAUGCGCAUGAUCUUCCAUGAUCAGUUUAUCCAUGGAGACUUGCAUCCUGGUAACGUGAUGUUAAAGCUGCAGGAUGCUAGCAGCGAGUCGCAGGCCGAUACAGAGAGCACGAAUUCGUGGCUCGGCCGACUGUCCAGCCGCCUGAGGAACGCUGCACGAUCGUACAGUCCACCUUUCGAGUUGAUCAUCCUUGAUGCCGGCUUGGCAAUUCCUUUGCCACGCGAGAAGGUGGAGGCCUUGCGGUCCCUGGCGCUGGCCAUCAUCUACGGUGACUUCAACCGAGCAGCAGAGAUCCUCUACCAGCAGAGCCCUGAUACCUCUAGGUGCCAGGAUCCCCAAGCUUUCAAGAACGGCCUGGCCAAGGCUUUCCGCGAUUGCAGGAAGCAGGUCUACGAGGAUGGCUUUGUGCAAGUCAGUGACUCAGUGCUGGAGUCCCUGCGUUUGGUGCGCUACUACAACGUAGGGCUAGAUACGACUCUCACAUGGACCCUGCUGGGCAUGCUCAGUAUUGAGGGCUCCGCGCGACAGUUGGAUCCCGAGGUGGACUGUGCCCGCGCGGCCACGAGGUAUAUCCUCAACAUGCCAAGCCUUUGGAAUGAGCUGAGAAGUCAUUCUUGGCACACCUCCAGGCACAUGUUUGCUGAGAUGUUCCUGACCUGGCUUGGAAUCGACUACUGGGAAUGGCGAAACCGAUCCUCCAUCUUUGCGAAUGUCAAGUGGUGAGGCGGGGCAUGGAGCCGUUUUUCGCAUGCAGCCGGUGCACCACCCGAAAUGGGCCAGUUCUCCGUACAGCGACGAUGCACUUGUUCCUAGUAGCUUAUUGUUUCUAAUGGCUUCUUGUUACUACUAGUAAGGCACUUGUUACUAGAAGCGAUGCACUUGUUCCUAGUAGCUUGUUGUUUCUAAUAGGUUGCUGUGGAUGGAGGAAAUCCUGCACUUUGCCUUCGACCCGCUCCAAAGUACAGGGAAAUGGCCUAUGGUGCAAGAUGUGUCCGUCAGCAGAGCAUGGGGUUGCUGUUGUAUGAACUACACUAUUUGAAAUGAUCAUAUCCUGGAAGUGGAAAAUGGCUCCUUGGACGACAAACAGGCAUUGUUUUUGAGGGAUAUACUCUUCCUGCGCUCUUCCUGUGAGCUACGUACUCUUCCACCAACCUCCCUUUCAUGUCCUCGCAUUGAUGAUGUGCCAUGCAGAGCUGGCCAUUGUCAUGUUGGUCGUAGGAUUAGCCCACGCCAAUUGAUCCAGGCAGGAUUCAAAUCUGGUUGAGAAGCCACGAUGGUCAUGCCUUUUUGUGCUUGGCCAAUACUCCAUUUG